This is a messenger RNA of Gambusia affinis (western mosquitofish), 9565 nucleotides long. RefSeq names its product proline rich 12b (gene prr12b). The record is from RefSeq and is a predicted model, not a curated record. The coding region runs from base 501 to 8651 and encodes 2716 amino acids. Lineage: Eukaryota; Metazoa; Chordata; Actinopteri; Cyprinodontiformes; Poeciliidae. The transcript has 16 exons.
UAUUUCCUCACAGGAAUAUAAAUCUGCAGUCUUCCAAUACAUAUUAACACGCAGUGUGUUUGUGUGUCACACAGAUAAGGGUGAACGCCAAGCUCAGUCAUUUCAUCUCAGAAAAAUGGCGUCUUGUGAACAAAAUGAGGGAAAAUAGCUUCAGUGUACUUGCGAGGCAGCAGCAGCUGUGCGACCGAAUCCAGACUCUGGCUCAUCAAAGUAGCUGAAGAACACGCAGCAUCUGCUCUGUGGCCCAUCAACUCAAUACAACAGACAAUAGACAGGGAAAUAUAUGAGGAGAAAAGAGGCGAGGGGAGGAGGUGCUCCUGGCUGCUGUGUCUCCUCUUUUUCUCCCCUCAUUCCUCCGAGUCUACAGGCUCGUCAAGCAGAGAAAUAAACAGAAUCGAGCGCUGAGGAGAGAGGACGGUCCUCCAACCCUCCCUUUCUCCCCCUCUCGUUCUCUCUCUCUCGCGCGCUAUCUGUCCAUCUUCAUCCAGCCUGCUCUUUUCAUGGAGAGGAAUUAUCCCACAGCAGGAUUUGGAGACCUAGGGGCAGGGACGGGAUGGAGUUACGACAGAUCGGCAAAAGCAAGCCUUUUAUAUGGGAGCUCCAGGUCAUCCCACCCAGACUCAGAACUUCUACACCACCAAACCUACGGUCCCCCUCACUCCCUCAGAGCCUAUGCAACCAACCACCACCCUGGAAGUUCCAGGCAGGGUGGAGCCUGGGGUCCUCCUGGACGGACAAUAGGUCUUUCUGGGCUGUUUGACACCAGCCUACACCAUGCCAGCACCUCUGGUCCUGAUCCUGCUGUCAUUAAUCUGAUCUCAGCACUAGAGUCCCGGGGUCCACAAGCUACACCCUCUUCUUCCUCUCUUCUCUCUCAUUUUCGGACACCCUCUUGGCAGCCCACAAUGCAUACACCAGGCCCUGCGGAGCUCUUUAUUUCUGGGGCCAUUCCAGGUUCUGGAUCCUUUCAUUCUUCUUCAUCCCUUUCCGCUUAUCAACAUCCUGGCUCCUUCCCUGGACGAUCAUUCACUCCUUCUCUAUCCUUGCAGGAUGCCCCUACAUAUAACCCAACAUCUAAUGGAUUGUUAUCUCCCCAUAAUUCUCCUCUGCACAUUAAAACCCCCUCCCAGUCCAGUUUGGGCUUUGAUCGCUUGCUUUCUUCUCAAAAUCCCACAUAUAGGGGGUCGCAGGAGUCCCCGGCUCCUCAGAACCAAAUUUCAUCCGACGAUUCUAAUUGCCACUUACCUCCUGCCCAGUUCAACCUGUUGUUCUCUCAACUUCACAAUCGGCAUUCUCAGUUAUGCACUUCAUCCCUGUUCUCUUCUUCUCCUGCCCUGCUGGGGGCAGCAGUUCCUCAGCCACAGUCUGCUCCAGAGAGGGUAGUUUCUCGGCAAGACAGUGUGAUCAAACAUUACCAGCGUUCACCUCCAGCUCAGUCUACAGCUCUACACCAAUAUACUAGUUGUGGUGGGUCAUCUAGAUACCAACAGUUAGUCAGUCAGCAUCAGAAUGCUGGAAUGCCCUGUAGUCCCCUGGAUGAACAAAGUUCGUCUAUUGAUCCUAAGCCAUCACCUCAGAUGGAACCUCAGUCAUAUCAACCGACUAUCCAAACUCCCUACACAACCUCACCAUCUAGUUCGUCUGUAUCCUCUUCAUCUGCCACAAAGGGACCCAUUGGUUCCAGUUCCAAAAGUGGGUAUUCCACUUCAGGUUCUUUGUCUUCCACUCAAACUGCACACAGUCCACCAUCAGCAUCCUCUUCUAGAUCCAAGGCAAACAGCAUUUCCUUGCCCACACGCUCUCGUCAGCAGCAUGGUCCUCAGCUAGCCCCAGCACCACCUCUACUGCCAGUGGUGUCAUCUUCCCUUGUUCAACAACCUGGUCUUAAACAAUGCCUAACCAGCUAUGGCUCUCAAUCUCUGGUGAAAUCUAGCACUGUCAUGCCAAACCAGACCUCUCCAUCUCCCCAUGACGAAUCUUACUCACCCACCCAAGUGCCAUCUGCACACAUGGCCCAGAGCUUUGGAGGAUAUAGCUCACCUCAUUCCGAGGAUUUACGUUCUGGGGAAGUAGUCACUGGAGGAAAGGCUUUCACCAGUAUAGGUUCUGGAGGACACUCUUUUGCUGCAGAAAUAGACUUUGGUGAUUCCAAUUAUGGCUCUGCUUCUCUCAGGAGGGCAAGCAGUCCUUUGGAAUAUGGGAAUGAAUCAUCAAGGAUGGGACCUUUAUCAGAAGCAGCUACACAAAUGGGUGGAAUUGAAACUAUAGGGUCAGGGAGUGCUACUCCUGCUGUUGGUAAUGAAAGUAACAGCUCCUAUCAUCUGCCUGAGUCAAGUACAUCACCUGUUAUCAUUUCUACUCUCAGUCACUCUACUUUACAUUCCCCUGCUGCUGAUUGUCCCUCACCAACCCCUGGUAGCUCAGGAGGGACUAAAUACUUGUCUUCUAUCUUGUCUCCUGCUUUUAUGUCCUCAACAGAAAGUUUCCCCAAUAUACAAAAAACUCAAAGCGACACCUAUCACUCAACACCAACCAAACCAAAUCUUGAUUCAAAAUUAUUGGCAGCUGAUCGAUCUCGAGUUGAAGCAGAAGAAACUGAAGAUUUCUUGUUCCAACGUUUACUACAGACACAAAGAGCAACACCUCAUCGUUCCCAGCAUCAUUCACAUUCUCAACAGUUAUCCCAAUGUAUUUCACAGGCUAGAGAUAGUGAAAGGAAGGGGAUGAGCUUUGAUAUCAACAAGCUCUCAAAUGAGCGGCACCAUUCUCAGAGUGUCAUUCGUACCAAUAACGGUACCAACCACUCUGGUGCAGAGUCAAUGAUUACUGAAACAGCAAAUGACCUAAACAGACAGAAAAAACAGCAGACCACAUCAGAGUUGACUGUAUCAAAGUGCCCUGCUGGAGAAGUACAAGGAGUUUCAGAUUCUCUGUCUUGCUCCCUUACUAUCCAGAGCAAUCAACAGCAACAUGAGUCUUUGGAGUCUGUAGUACAAUAUGGAAAAGGGGACCCCUAUACUCAACACCCACACCACCAACAUUCCUAUCAUUUACAUGUGUCCCCAUAUUCUCAGCAGCACACUCAACACUCCCAUCAAAUUACCCAGCAAUCCCGGCACAACCAACUUACUCAGCACUCUCAACAUUCUCAGCAUUGCCAGGCCAAUUCCCAUACUCAGAACAAUCCACGUACUGAUCAAAAAAAGCCUUCAAGUACAAAUGAUAAUGCCUAUCUAUGUAAUACACCUGACUUGCUUCAGGCUCGCCAAAGUCAGGCCCCCAUUUCUUUGACAAAUCCACCAGACCCCUCUCAGUCAACACAUGUGAUGCAGUCUGCACAUUCUCAUACUCCCUGCACUAAAAUGGACCUUCAGCACGUACUCACCCAACAGCAACAGCAACCACAUAACCCUUUGAGUCAGCCAGGUAUGAUUGGUAUAAUUGGUGAAGCGAGGGUUGCUGGGGUGGAAUCCGAUUCACAGAACCUUUCUCCUCAGUUGCCACUUCCACUGCAGAACCAAGGCAUAGAUUCCCACUACAGACUUGCUACUCAAGCAAGAAAUCAGCUUCAAACAAGUCAGAAUUCAAUACCUCAUCUGGAAAUGCUAGACCAAUCUCUUUCCCAGGCCAAUAACAUUGACACUAAUGAACCACUCGACGGAAUUGAACUUGGUAUGACUGUUCCAGUAAUCGAGGGAGGUGGUGGAGAAAGGUAUACACACCAGCACAGACUUGCACCUCAGCAUCAUUCUCAACAAAAGCACCCAGAUCUCCAUAAUCUUCUUGCUGAACCAGAUUUAGGUUUAUCCACAUCUUCACACCUUCACCACCUCAACCUGCCACUUGCCCACACCCGCUCUCAUGCUCUCCGAGGACAACAAGCACACAUUCACCAGCAGGUAUCACAUGAACAGUUAGGUCAUCUGCAACCCCAUGGAAUGUCAGCAAACAUGGCUCCUCCUCACCAUCCACAGCAAGCUCAACAAAGACAGCAUGAAGCACAACUUCCACACUCCCGGUUAGACCAGCUCAAACAGCACCAGUUUGGCACAAUUACCCCAGCAAAUAAAGUUGGACUGGAUCAAACUCAGCAACAACGGUUUCCACCUCUAUCAUCCAUCUGCUUUCCAGACUCACUCUUACAAGAUGAGGAUCGCUCAUUCUUUCCUGAGGUGGCGAAUAUGUUUUGUUCAUCUGAAUUUAAGUCAAAUUGUGCUGGAGAUUCUGGGGCAGGACAGGCUAUUCAAGAAACUCUUAAUCAGAGUUGUGGGCAAUCACAGGAAGAUGUAGAAGGCCUAAAGGUUGGAGGUGCUGGAGAGGGAUAUGGUCUGGGUAACCAUCACACUGAUCAAGUUUAUGAACAGUACUGUCACACCCUUCCAGGAACAGGUAAUGGCAAUCUGCAUUUAGACCUUGACUCUGUAAAGACCCAUGAGCUUCCUUCUACUGUGAAUACUGACCAGCUUGGCCUCAUCCAGUCUCGGAAUCACUCUAUAGCACUGAGUUCAGCAGCCCAAGGUGAUAUGUCUGCUAACAAAAUAAUGGGAGCUGUGGUUGGAAGUGCCAGCACUGCUGGUUUGACUUCACCUAUCUUUUGUUCUUCUAGACCCAAAAAACUACUGAAGACUAGCUCUUUUCACUUGCUAAAACAGCGACGUGAUCCUCAGCCCAAAACAAAGAAAAACUAUCCUCAAGAGUAUGAAUUUGAAGAUGAUGAAGAUAAAGCCGAUGCUCCGGCAGAUAUUCGUCUCAACACCCGACGACUUCCAGACCUGUUGCCAGAUUUGGUAUCAAGUUGUAGGAGGGCUACAGGGCUCAGUCCAAUGACGAGUGAUGUCGACUUCUGCCACCCUACUACCUACACUCUAAUUGGGCACAAUUCACACAUUCUAUCUGAUGGCCCUAAGAAAAGGGGCAGGAAACCAACCAAGCCAAAACGUGAAGGCCCUCCUCGGCCACGAGGCAGACCACGUAUUCGCCCUCUUCCAGAACCUCCUUACUGCAGGGGUUUGAUGGGCUUAGCUACUGGAGAAACAAGGAGAGGACGUGGGCGAGGUAGGGGACGUGGUAGACGAGAGGAAGGAUUGGUGAAAACUCACAGAAACAUGAACAAAGCACAAAACCUUCCAUGUCAUCAUCAGCAACAACACCACCAACAACAGUACAGCCAACGGAAUCACGUCCAACAUCCACAACAAUAUUACAGCCAACAGGCUGACCUUCGUCAAGCUCCACACAAACAUGUGGAGCAUCACCCCCAUCUUCAGCAGGAAGUGUCCUAUUCCCACCAACUGCACCACCAUCAAGUUUAUCAAGAAAGACAGCAGCAUACACCCCAGCAAGACUUAGAUAAAGCGAUCAAGAUGAAACAACUUCCCUCCACCAUGCCACCAUCAGAGUCCUUGCUGAAGACAGACUCUCUGUCCAGUUGGGAGCAGGUUCUGUCUGAUGGAUCAGUGGGGUUGGCACCAUCUCUGGGUAUGAGUCCUGGACCAAGCAGCAUCAUGGACAUUGGAAGAAAUGACCAUGAUGAGACACAAGACAAUGUGAUGAAGCAGCAGCACAGAGCAGGAGAGGUGAUGGUGUGUAGCUGGAAAAAUGAAAUGGACCAUCCACUGAAUCCUGAAUCCUGGGCUGAUCUGCAGAAAUUCACCAAUUCAGCUGAUGAUAAAGACUUGGACUUCAAACCUGGAUUCAUGGCGUCUUUUCUGGAUUUCCUAAAGACAGGCAAGAAAGAGUCUGACCUGGUGCUGGAACAAGAUGAAGUUGAGCAGGAAGUCCUGGAUGCCAGUUUCUCUCUGAAGGGAGGAAUCAGGCCUCUGUCCUCAUCUCCUCCUUCCCUAAUUCCACCUUCUCCCCAGCCACCUCCUAAAGACUUCAGCCGGGACAGGCAGAGUGAGGAGGGGACUGAGCUGGUGCUCACUGGCUGCCCAAGUCCCUGCAAGCCUCUGGACGAGGAGCUGAAGCGGAACCUGGAGACGCUGCCGUCUUUUUCCUCAGACGAAGAGGACUCUGUGAGCAAAAACCAGGAUCUGCAGAAGAGCAUCUCGUCUGCUAUCUCGGCCCUCUAUGAUACCCCACACUCACUGGCUGCAGUGAUGGCCUCUGCCAUAAUCAAGACCCAGCCUACCCUCUCCCCACUAAUGCCUCAGGGGGCGUCUGUGAGCCCUCCCCUACCUGCUGGGCCUCCUGUUGUCCCCACUGUAGAGAACAUAGAAGAGGAGACGCUGGCAUACGGUCAGCAGGAGAUACCAGGGGAUGAGGAUCAGAGGGUUAGCUCUACAUGGGUAAACAGACUAAAAACAGAGGAGAAAGAUGCACAGACAUGGGUAGAAGAAGAGAGAGAAGAGGAGGAGAGAGGGGAUGAGUCUGGGAAUAAUGAGGAAGUAAGAAAAGAAUCUAAGAAUCUGGAGAGUCAAGAAAUGGAGGUGGAGGAAAAACCGACUGAUGAUCUGGAGGCUUGUAACACUGAAGAUCCUCCACCAGAACCUUUUCUUGCCCCAGUACGUUCAUCUCAACCCCCUUCUGCCCGGCGUUCACCGCUCACCUACUCCUCACCCUCGCCCUCACCCCUCCACACUUUGAGUUUGUCUGUCCCCUCAUUGCUGCCCAUCCAGCAGGGCGAGGACAAGGCAUGCCCAGUGCUCCUGUCUUUGGAGUCUCAGCCUCAGCCGCCGUCCUAUCAUCAGGCUUCCACCUCCCCACCUCCUUCCACCUCUCCCCCGGCUAUCCAAUCAUCCCCCCUCUCCAGCCUUCCCCAGUCCAUUCCCCCUCCUUCCACCACGCCCCCCCCUUCGUCCUCCGAUCAGGACCAGGAAUAUGAAGCCAGCGAACCUUCUCCUUCUUCAAAGUCUGCCUCCUCACCCUCCCCAUCAUCCUCUGAGCCUCCGUCACCCCUGACUCCAGAGGAGACCCAGGCGACGCAGCGCCUCACCUCUCUGCACCUGGCAAAGAAGCAGGCUGAUGCUGCCAUUGCUGGGGAAAGUGAAGAGGAGGACAGUGGGAGUGGAGGAGAGGGAAUCUUUCGGGAGCGAGACGAAUUUGUGGUUCGAACCGAAGACAUUGGUACUCUUAAGAUGGCUUUGCAGACAGGCCGAGAACCUCCACCCAUUUGGAGAGUCCAGAAAGCUUUGCUCCAGAAAUUCAGCCCAGAGAUUAAAGAUGGCCAAAGACAGUUCUGUGCAACCAGCAAUUAUCUGGGCUACUUUGGGGAUGCCAAAAUGUGCUACCAGCGUCUGUACGUGAAGUUCCUGGAGAACGUCAACAAGAAGGACUACGUCCGGGUCUGUUCUCGCAAGCCUUGGCACCGAGCUGGCCUGGCCCUGAGAAGGCAGUCUCUGACUAAACAGGUGCAGAGCAAUCAGAGUCAGAACCAGUCCCGAGUGGAGAGAGAUGACAGAGACAAGGAGAGACAGAAAGAAAAAGAGAUGCAGGAGCAGAGAGCCAGAGAAAAGGAACGAGAGAGAGAACAGAGAGAGAAAAUAGAAAGGGAGCUCAAAGAGAGAGAGAGAAGAGAGAAGGAGAAACAGAAGAGGGAGCAUAAAGAGAAAGAAAAAAUAAUGAGAGAAAGAGAAGAAAGAGAGCGAAAACAGAGGGAGUUCAGAGGAAUGGAGGAAGAGAUAGAGAGGAUGAAUAAGCAGAAAGGGAGAGAGGAGAGAGAAAGAGAGGGAAAUAACAGUGAAAGAGAGCAGAUGGAGAAGAGGAAUAGGGAGAAGAGAGAGGAGAAACAGGAACAAAAGUUCAAAGAAAGACUGAGACAAGAAAAAGAACAGAAGGAGGAAGAAGAGAAAGGAGAAAGGAGGGAAAUCCUCAAACAGCAGAAAGAAAUGAGAGAAAAGCAGAGUGAGCAGAAAGGAAGGGAAAGAAAAGAUGUUGAGAAAGAAGAGAGACAAGGAAGAGAUAGCAGCUUGGACAUUUUAAGAGUGAAAGAAGAGAAGAGAGGAGAAGGAGAGAAAAGCAAGAUUUCUAAAGACAGAGCCGAGCCUCCACCAAAGAAGAGGAAGAAGUGGCUGAAGGAGGUACUGUCCUCAUCCUCUGAGUCUGACUCCUCCCGGCCCAGUGACGAUGAAGGCCCGGUGUGGGGAGGCGUCAGCAGCCGGGCCAUGAGGGAGAUGUUCAAGAGCUACGUGGAGAUGCUGGUGAGCACAGCACUGGACCCUGAUAUGAUCCAGGCUCUGGAGGACACUGAUGAUGAGCUGUACCUCCCUCCAAUGAGGAAGAUUGACAGCUUGCUGAGUGAACAGAAGAAGAGGCUGUUGAGAAGAAUCAAUAUGAGUGUUCAGCAUCAGGAGGUUUUGCAUAUGUACCCUAAAAUGACAGCAGACCCUCUGGAGUCUGGAGCUGUCAGAGUUCAUCUGGAUGGUGAAGGUUACAGUCGUAAGACCCUCAAUUGUGUCAAGAAGAGUGUUCCUAAGCAACAGGAUAUAAAGCUUUCAAUCGAAUCUUGUCGAUUAUACAGUCUAUAUCAUUCUCUCCACCACUACAAGUAUCACACCUUCCUGCACUGCAAGAAAGAGACAGAUAAUAUCGAGGAGGCAGCUGAGGACCCUGGUCAGGAGGAGGUGGUGCAACAGUGCAUGGCCAACCAGGCCUGGCUGGAGAAGCUUUUUAACUCCUUCGUUGAACUGCUUACCCUUAGCACCAAGGCAUGAAGAUCAGAGCCUCAGUCUUAGCCUCUGAACUCCUGCACACGCACGCACACACACACGCACACACACACACGCCCACACACACAGUAUCAAAUAGCUGAAGAUAUCUGGAGUCAGUAACGUGAAUGAAUCUCACUAUACAAACAGAGCAGCUGGUGUCAGUUUGUUGUAAAGUCCAUCUUAAAGUAACUCUUGAGUUCAAAGUUUGUAUUGACAAAUAGAAGAUAAUGAAUUCUGUGGAUAUGGUGGAUUUUCCCCAAAAUUCUAUUGAUGGAAGUCACGUGGGCAGCGUGAUGAGAGACACUGUUUGUAAGGACAUGUUAAUAACUGUGGUUUGUAUAAUUUAUACAGUGACAUUUUUAAAAUGACCACCCCGAGCUGUGGGUUGUUUGUUGUUAUUUUUUGAAGAAUAUUUUCAAAGGAUGUACAUAAAUGAGUCACCCUGCUUUAUUGUACCGUUCAACCCGCAGUGUUCAAACUGGGGAUGUAUGAGGUAAAAUGAGGUCUUAGUGCACUAUAUGAUGUUUCUACAAUCUUCAACAAAGAUAAAAAAAAUAAAUAGCCCUUUGACACAAUAUAAAAUGUAUUCUUCGAACCAGGAUAUAUAUUUUUUUCUUUUUAAAAUGCAGUUUACUGCUACAAAUCAUGAAGGAAUGAAAAAAUAAAUACGCCUUUAUCUAAAGAAAUGUGAGAAGAAAGGAUCCUCCAGCAGCCUAAAUGUCAGUGUUUUAAUGUGGUCAUUUUUAUCUGUUCUUGUUAAUUGAUAUUUCCUAUUGCCUCUCCUGGAGACUCUUUCAGUGUGUAAAUACUGUACAGCUGCCUCAUUCUCGAACUGGCAGUGGCUCUUCUGUACAUGAAAUUCCUGUAUUUGACAAAAGGGAAAUAAAACUGAUCAAAAUGACAAACGUGAUGAAAAA